Meriones unguiculatus (Mongolian gerbil) is the source of this 2070-nucleotide messenger RNA. Its product is annotated as zinc finger protein 58-like. Gene Ontology annotation, biological process: regulation of transcription by RNA polymerase II. The transcript has 4 exons. Gene Ontology annotation, cellular component: nucleus. The record is from RefSeq and is a predicted model, not a curated record. The coding region runs from base 114 to 1184 and encodes 356 amino acids. Gene Ontology annotation, molecular function: RNA polymerase II cis-regulatory region sequence-specific DNA binding; DNA-binding transcription activator activity, RNA polymerase II-specific. Lineage: Eukaryota; Metazoa; Chordata; Mammalia; Rodentia; Muridae.
CAGUGGUCCAGGAAAUCCCUAUCCGGCUUCGGUCUACACACGUGCGUCUUCCCGAAAGUUGGACAAGAGUCCUGUAGUCCUGUGCUGCUGUACUUUCCCGUCGCGUCUCUGACAUGGAGGAAGUGCUGUCCUUCUGGGAUGUGGCCAUUGAUUUCUCUCCAGAAGAGUGGGAAUGCCUGGAGCCUGCUCAGUGGAAUUUGUACAGGGACGUGAUGUUGGAGAACUACAGCAACCUUGUGUUCCUGGGUCUUGCUGUGUCUAAGCCACAGCUGGUGACAUUUCUGGAGCAAAGACAAGGGGCUAUUGGUGUGAAGAGACAAGCAGCAAGCCCCGUGCCCCCAGGAACAAUGAGAAACGAGUUUAACGCUCACAGCAAGAUCAUUGAUCAUAGCUCAGUAGGUAUUCAAGGCCAGAGGAUUCGUAAAGGGGAGAAACCCUACAAGUGUGAAGAAUGUGGAAAGGCCCUCAGUUCUCGUAAAACACUUUCUAUACACCAGAGACGUCAUACUGGAGAAAAACCCUACAAGUGUAAAGAAUGUCAUAAGGCCUUUAGUGCUCGCUCAUCACUCUUUAUACACCAGAAAAAUCAUACGGAUGAAAAAACCUAUGAGUGUGAAGACUGUGGCAGAUCAUUUUACUAUCCUUCAAUGCUGAAGCAACAUCAAAGAAUUCAUUCUGGAGAAAAACCCUACAAGUGUGAAAAAUGUGGCAAAGCUUUUUAUGACCCUUCAUUCCUCAAGCAGCAUCAAAAAGUUCAUUGUAGAGAGAAACCACACAAGUGUGAAGAAUGUGGCAAACCAUUUCCCUCUGCUUUACUCCUUAACCAACAUAAAGAAACUCAUUCUGGACAGAAAAAGUACAAGUGUAAAGAAUGUGGCAAAUCCUUUUACUAUCGUUCAAUGCUGAAGCAGCAUCAAAGAAUUCAAUCUGGAGAGAAUCCUUACAAGUGUGAAAAAUGUGGCAAAAGAUUUUUCUGUUCUCCAUACCUUCAGAAACAUCAAACAAUCUACACUGGAGAGAAACAAGAUGAGUGUGAAGAUUGUCACAAAACCUGUUGUCAUUAUGCAGCUUUUAAGAGACACAAGAUAGCUCAUACUGGAGAAAAACCCUACAAGUGUGAAAACUGUGGCAAAGGUUUUUCCUCCUCUUCAUCCCUUCGAAGGCAUCAAAAAAAAUUUCACUGAAGAAAAUUUCUAUAUAGGUGGGUGUCAGGGAGCCAUGACUCAGCGGCCUGCUUUGAUAUUUAAAUCUCGGCGGAGAGAUGGCUUUUAGGAGGCCUUUACUAAUGGCAGAGGAGAACUUGUACACAAUUACAUUAGUCCAUUACACAAGUCCAUCUCCUUUUGUUUGUGACAACAGGUGGGAUAGCUUGUGAGGGUUACACUUCUUCCUCUGGCUCCUUGUGCAAAUUAACCUAUUGUUCUGAGGCUAAAAGUAACUCCUCAAAAAAUAAAGUGGUCAGAAGGCUGGAGGCAGAGGAGGAGGCAGAGUCUUGAGACUUGCUGCUUGCUGCAACAGUCUGCCUUUUGCGAAGGCUGUUGAGUCUGGACCUUUAAAAAGUUUCCUGUGUGCUGUGUGUUUAUUUUAUUAAUUUUAAUCCUCACACCCAACUCAAGAACCGUUCGACUCUGUCCGGCUGGCUCCGGCAGGUGGGGAAUGAGGAAAGGCCUUUGUUACUUUUUAUGAUUUUCCUGAAUACCAGUAGUCCAUACUGGGGAGAAAUCCGACAACAGUCUUGAAAUGUUACACUUCCUCAGCCCUCAGAAGAUAUCAAAUGAGUCAUUCGGAAUGCAAACUCCGUGAGUGUGUGCAGUGUGGCAAAAUCUUUGCUAGCAAUUUAGUUCUCAAUUAACUCAAAUGAAUCCAUACUACAGACUGUUAAGUUAAUUAUUUUGGAAUGGCAACACAAACAUCAAAUUUCUAUCAGCACAAAUCCUAAGAAUGUUAUCAGAGAACAUUAGCGAAUUCUCUUUAUUGUAACCUCCCCACCAGUAUGUUCAAACAGUGUGUUAAAAAUCUGGCAUUAAUUGAUGAGUUUCUUUUUUCUGUAACUAUAAAUGUUCAAGAAAC